GAGGGCACUUUCAGUCGCGUGGGGGAGUGAGUGAGGCUGCGCUGCCUCGGCCUCUCUGCCUCCGAUCAUCUUCGCCUUCUCGCGCCGCGUUGGAGCUUCUCUGCCUCCAUUUUCCUGCAAUUCAAUUCGGUUUUCUGUACAAUUUGGUGUCUACAUUCCUCGCACUCCAAUGCUGUGUGGGAAAUUUCUGCACCCACCUCGAUCGUCGCGCUCAUUCGUCUGCAUUUCUCGCUCCAUUGUCGGCCUCGGUGAUCACUCUUGUUGAAUGUGAGAGCUGCGGAGUUCGACAAGAGGAUCGAGGUUAAGCAGUGGAGAGGGAGCAGGACAGAGAGAUUGUGAAGCUUUUAAGCGCUGGACACGGUGCUAAUGAGAUGCCGCCGUGGAUAGUCGGUUGAAUUUUGAUUGAUUUUGAGGAUAUCGUUGUGGAAGUGACCGCGUGAGGAGCUGUUGCGGUUGAGGUUUCGAGGGAUGGCGGCGACUGGGGGGAGGAGAGGGGUGAGAGCGAUGGGGGAGAUGUUGUUGAGGUCGCAACAGAGGAGGACCGUGACGUACAUGCCGCGCCCAGGAGACGGGAGGCCUAGGGCUGUGACGUUGUUGCCAGGGGAUGGAAUUGGGCCCUUGGUGACGGGAGUUGCUGUGCAGGUGAUGAAGGCGAUGCACGCGCCGGUGUAUUUUGAGGAGUAUGAGGUGUCGGGGAAGAUGGACAAGGUGCCAAAUGAGGUGAUGGACAGCAUUCGCAGAAACAAGGUGUGUUUGAAAGGAGGCCUGGCUACGCCUGUUGGGGGAGGCGUUAGCUCUCUGAAUGUGCAGUUAAGGAAGGAGCUCGACUUGUUCGCGUCACUUGUUCAUUGUUUCAACCUACCGGGCCUCAAGACCCGCCACGACAAUGUCAACAUCGUGGUAAUUCGGGAGAACACAGAGGGGGAGUACUCUGGUCUUGAACACGAGGUCGUCCCUGGGGUCGUGGAGAGCCUGAAAGUGAUUACAAAAUUCUGCUCCGAGCGCAUAGCAAAAUAUGCUUUUGAAUAUGCAUAUCUUAACAACCGCAAGACGGUUACAGCAGUGCACAAGGCGAACAUCAUGAAGCUUGCAGAUGGUCUUUUCUUGGAGUCUUGUCGUGAGGUGGCCAAAAAGUAUCCCGCCAUCAAGUAUAACGAGGUCAUUGUGGAUAAUUGCUGUAUGCAGCUUGUGUCGAAGCCUCAACAAUUUGAUGUCAUGGUAACACCAAAUUUGUAUGGAACACUGGUGGCCAAUACUGCAGCUGGUAUUGCAGGCGGAACUGGAGUCAUGCCUGGAGGCAACGUGGGUGCCGAACACGCAAUUUUCGAGCAGGGAGCUUCUGCUGGUAACGUCGGCAACGAAAGACUUGUAGCCGGUCGCAGUGCCAACCCCACUGCACUGCUCUUGUCAUCCGCCAUGAUGUUGCGGCAUCUACAGUUCCCAUCUUUCGCAGACAGGUUGGAGCAAGCUGUGAUGAGCGUGAUAGCGGAGGGAACAUUCCGCACGAGGGACCUCGGAGGCACCAGCUCUACCCAAGAUGUAGUUGAUGCUGUCAUUAGCAAGCUGAACUAAUUGCUUCCUUUCUUCCUCACUCUUAUCCUCAGGAGCCACCCAGCUGAUGGUUAUUCGAAGCAGCUUCAGAUCAUGGGGAGUUUUUUUUUUUUUUUUUUUUUUUUGGUUUCCACUUACAAGUACGUGAUUCAAUCUUAAACAACUGUCUCACCAACUAUUGUUAAAUCUUUGAUGAAUGGUGGAACUUCCUCUACUUAGCUGAGCAUGGGUCAGAAAAAAAGCCACGCAGUAGGUUCAGGAUAUUACUGGAUAAUGAGAAACAGUGGAAUUGGCUAUAGCGGCAAGUCAUAUCUAUUAGUAAAGCCAUGUGAAAAGUGGGAGCAUUGGGCUCCAUGGCACAGCCCACGCCAAGGUUGCUGCUGUCUAUCAAUUUCGACGUUGUAGACAUGCUAGACUUAGUUUUGCUUCUUUCGUAUUACUUCUGUCAGUUUCCUGGUGGUUUUCAUACUAUUUCACACAACACAGAGUCUGCUGGAGGAUUACCAUUGAAAAAGAUGUAUUGUCUUUGUGUUUGAGUGAUUUUGGGGUCUGGUCUGAACUCGGAGGAUCAAUCAAUUGUGGCUUUAAUCUUACUGUGAUUCUCAAGGAACCCAAUAAACUUGAAGCUCUUGCAGAUGUUUUUUGGA
Physcomitrium patens is the source of this 2198-nucleotide messenger RNA. RefSeq names its product isocitrate dehydrogenase [NAD] regulatory subunit 1, mitochondrial. Gene Ontology annotation, molecular function: isocitrate dehydrogenase (NAD+) activity. Lineage: Eukaryota; Viridiplantae; Streptophyta; Bryopsida; Funariales; Funariaceae. Gene Ontology annotation, biological process: tricarboxylic acid cycle; isocitrate metabolic process. The record is from RefSeq and is a predicted model, not a curated record. Gene Ontology annotation, cellular component: mitochondrion.